AUGUCAAUCUCCCUCCAACAAUUCCUGCGAUACAUAAAAGCCUUCAAUGCAAAAGACUACCAUGUGCAACACCAAUUCUAUGACCCCGAAGUCCGGCUUGUCAUUCCUGAUCCUGCAAUCGGUACUCUUCAUGGCUCGAAAGGAAUUAUGAAACAUUACUCCGUCGUGCACGGGUCUGCCAAGGAAACCGUUGUCCCGAUGUUUGUCAUGAUAGACGGAGCGCGUGUAUUGUUCAGUAUGGAAACAUACUUCCUCUAUCUGGAGCCUACCGAAAAUGCUGUACACGGAUAUAAAGUACGGGCAGGUGACGUGAUCCGAGUCAAAGUCUGGGCCCUUUAUGAUAUGAAGGAUGGAAAAAUGCUGCAAAUCACUUGCAAUGGUCUGAGUGAUGAGAUGCUUGGACAGGUUGAUGUGGAAGCUUUGAUAGAGGAGAGCCUGAGUCGAGCGGAUGAGAAUGUGAGGGCAGAAUGGAAUUCAUUGUCUACGAAACUUUGA
Messenger RNA from Penicillium cataractarum, 495 nucleotides. RefSeq names its product nuclear transport factor 2 family protein. The transcript has a single exon. Lineage: Eukaryota; Fungi; Ascomycota; Eurotiomycetes; Eurotiales; Aspergillaceae. Bases 1 to 495 code for a protein of 164 amino acids. The record is from RefSeq and is a predicted model, not a curated record.